Cryptococcus deneoformans JEC21 is the source of this 895-nucleotide messenger RNA. RefSeq lists its product as hypothetical. The coding region runs from base 74 to 745 and encodes 223 amino acids. The record is from RefSeq and is a predicted model, not a curated record. Lineage: Eukaryota; Fungi; Basidiomycota; Tremellomycetes; Tremellales; Cryptococcaceae. The transcript has 2 exons.
UUUUAACCAGCUUCUCUAUUACCUGCUACUACUAUACGAUUACGGGUAUUGAAUACAAGAUUGUCUUCCCAGCAUGGCAGAAGGCAUCGAGCUCAAACCCCUGGGUGCAUCAGCCCCUCCGCUCCCCCCGCGACACGCCGAUCCGCCCGCCGGCUCCCUCGGCAAAGCGUACAGGUCCGCAGAGGAAAAGGCAAAGGCAAUCAUACAUCUCCAGCAGGACGCCGGGCUGGACGCCAUCUCUGUAUGGGCCCUCGUCCUCUCUUCAUGGUUCGCCAUACUCGCUGUACCACUUCUCUUAUUCCCCCGCAUCCUCAUUUUCUUCUCCCAGACGCCUCCGCCUACUGUUCCCUUUUCAUCCUCUUCCGUCGCCAAUGCUGCAGCUGCAGCUCGCGAGAAUCAUUAUGACAGUCUCACCCCUCUCGAGUACACUCUCUGCCUAUCUUUGUCCCUUGGCCUCAUAGCCAUGUCCCUCGUGUCUCUCUUCAUCUUGGUCCCGACAUACACCCCGCCUUCUACUAAUCCAUCUCGCACUCCUCUUUUGGGUGUUUUGGUGGGAUUGACUACCAUCUCUGGAGCAGUGCUUUGGAAUGCAGGUGGAUUAGGUGGAUUAGGCGUUUUCGUUGGAGGGGGAAAUGUCUUUGUAGCCGUCUGGGGAUGGUGGGUUAUUGUAUUUGGAGGCGGGAGGGGCAGGAUAACGAAAAAGCAACAUAAACAUAAUACGCCAGAAAGACUGAGAAAGCUGUGAUCAUCCUGAUUCAUUAUUGGAGGGGAUGAAAUGGAAGCUGUGUACUGUAUCGAUGUCGUUAGAGGAUAGCUAUGCAUUUGUAUUAUUAUCCAGGACACUCUAUUGGGAGGACGGUUUGAUAGAACUCGUACUGUCUUACGUUAAUGCUAC